UUAUAAUUAAACAUCCAUGGCUGAUGAAGGUCAUUAAUGAUGAUUGAUACAUAGAGAUUUCUGUAUGAGGUUGGCUAUGAAUUUGAUGGCUCUAAAUGAUAAUUGCUAUUACAUAAUUCAAGGAUUAAUCAUGGCAUUGCAUUUGGUGAAUAGCAAAUAGUAAUUUGAUUCGGCAAAUCAGACAAGCCACAAUACAUUCUCCUCCGAAAUCUCUUGACUAUUUGUGCAGAAUGGUAUUACUUUCAGAAGCCGUUCUUCCUUAUUUAAAUCUUGUGCAGAUUUUUGGAAUUUAUAUUGGUAAAAAGAGAAACAAAUUCUGGUUUUCUUUAAUAAUCAUUCAAUUAUACUUCAUUUUCAUGAUAAUGAUUUUAGUAUUUUUUCCGGAAGAAAUACUACCGAAGAGUUUACAACUCUCUGGCAUUUUACAACUUUGUAAGAUACCAGAGUUCUGGAAUAUAGUAGGAAGAGAUUUAAGAUACAUUGUAUGUUUCUGUAUUUGCAUUCCAAUAAUAUACGUAUAUUUUUAUAACAGAAAUAGUUCUUAUAUGAUAAAGGCCAUCAGUAUUAUUGAAAAAGAUUUAGAUCACAGCGUAAAUCUAUCAAUUAACGUGCUAUAUGUUCAAGAUUUCAUCGUUUUGUUCUUCAGCUUUCUUACUUUUUGCAUAAUGUUUAUUAUAAAUGCUAUUUAUAUUUCUCACAGAAAUUAUCAUCAAAAUAAUACAUCGUUUCCACAAGAACUUUUCUGUAACGUCCACUACGUCAUAGGAGGUUUAAUUAUCUGUUGUAUAAUAUGCUAUGGAGUUGGACUUCUUUGGCUUAAUAAUUACAUCUGCAAUGUUCACGCGAAGUCAUUUAUUUUAUAUUUGAAAAAACAAUUAGAUGAGAAAUCUGAUGUAGACAUGGCAACAGUACUCAUGAAAACGUCAAGUAUUUGUUACUCUAUUAACAUAAUAAACAAAUUCUGUGACGAACUUCAAACACUUUUUAUUAUAAUUGCCAUUCCUUUGGCAAGUAUUGCAGCAAUAUAUGUAUCAUAUACCAUAGCUCUUUCUUCAGAAUUAUUUAUACUGUUAUGCGUAAUAAUUAGCUUUUUAAUAAUGUUUAUAGCAUACGCGUUAUUCUUAUCAAAAGUUCCUUCUCUGAUUGAGCAAGCUUCCUUUUGCAUUAUGGACUUUUAUUUCAGAAACGAAAGUAAUUACAGCUCGUUGAUUUUGUUGUACGUCAUUAAGCGUGAUAUCGGAUACAAGAGCAAGAACUUCUUCUUCUUCAACAAGAAAAGUUUUAUGAGUGUAAGCAAAUUUCAUGGUAAUUCUUAUAAAUAAUAUGUUAACGUUCGGUAAAAAAUGAAAAAUCCUCUUCUAUAUUUAUUAUGAAAGAUCUUUUUCAUUUUUGACUCUCUUUUUGUGGGCAUUAAGUAUCUUUUUUCCAUGUUCAUCGUGAGUUCGGCCGGCUGUUUUAUUACCGGGCAUUAGCCGGGUGUAAUAAAAAUUCCCAACGGACUAGCGAGUAGAAUUUUCCUGGUUCUCUUCACCUGUUAGGACCAGUUUUCCAUAAAAAGUCAUUUCUGGAGGCAUCCUUCAGUUGGCAGAUCGUCCAGGGUUGCGUUGACGUAUCCCAUUAAACCCAAACUAAAGCAGUGUUUCGGUACUUUGUGCACUAUGCCGUAGAAUACACUUAACUACCCUGGUACUGCACUCGCACUACUGGAGCCUGCUGCAUUAUUCAUUGACUGUACAAUAACGUUGACUUGUGAAAUGGUAGAUUUACGAUCGUAUUCAUUCUGGCAAGAUAGAAACAAUGAAAUGUAACAGUUUAUACUUAGAAUUUGUCUGCAACAGAUAAUUACACAAAAGCUUACAUGCAUAUACUUUUUCGUUGCUUACAGAAGCAAAGAUACCAUAUGAUGAGCUUUGGUACUUUUUUUGAGUAGAAAAUGUCUUCAGUUUGUUUGUUUAUUAAGUUACCGCAACGCAACACUUGCCUAGAAGGAAUGCCUUCCGGAAGGUCAUCUUAAGGGAAACUGGCUCCUAUUCAGGCGUUACAGACGUGGAGAAAACCCGGAAAACUUCACGUGGCCAGGCGCGAAUCCACGACCGAAUUCCCAGUGUUCGGGGAACGAAACCGCUUGGUAACUGGUGGGCCGAAAAUAUCUUCAGUGUGUCUUGGAAUUUCAUCAUGGCAAAUAUGUCUACAUUUAAAUUGCAAAGUAUCUCUCCAGAAAGCGUUGAACAAGGUACAGUCGACCCCCCUAUAACACUGUUGAUU
Centruroides sculpturatus (bark scorpion) is the source of this 2265-nucleotide messenger RNA. RefSeq lists its product as uncharacterized. NCBI's taxonomy places the organism in Eukaryota, Metazoa, Arthropoda, Arachnida, Scorpiones, Buthidae. The transcript has 3 exons. Bases 231 to 1322 code for a protein of 363 amino acids. The record is from RefSeq and is a predicted model, not a curated record.